This is a messenger RNA of Bradysia coprophila, 1309 nucleotides long. RefSeq lists its product as uncharacterized. The record is from RefSeq and is a predicted model, not a curated record. NCBI's taxonomy places the organism in Eukaryota, Metazoa, Arthropoda, Insecta, Diptera, Sciaridae.
GUGUUGUUUUCAUCAACCUUAUAUUCAGUCAUACGAAAGCUGCUUCGCAGUUCUAUACCUCUCCGCAUUUUUAUGAAUUGUUUUGGUUGAGAAAAUGGUCAAGUCAACAAAUCAUUAUGAUUUGGAUGUUAUUGAAAAGUGGAAUCGAAUCAAAAAUGAAUCAGCAAAAGUACACGGUGUUGUGGAAGUGGAUACGGUUAACUUGCCCGAUUGGAUAGAUAGGGAUCGUUAUGUAAACUCGUGUAUACCAUUGUUCGCUAAGAUAAGACCAAGUCCACCGAUUUCGGGACUUGUAGGUCUAUCGUAUUUGGUUCAACUUCCAACAAUUUUGCCCCCAUUACUGUACACUAAGAAAUCGGAGAGUGUGUGCGCCCUUUUCACACGAUACUUGGAUACGAUUUUGUAUGUUAGACACUGGCAAACCACGGACAUUUUCGAUCCCGAAACGGAUGGAUACAAAUCGCUUCAAUCAGUUAGAUCAUUCCAUCGUCACAUUAACAAAGUGAUGAAUGCUUCAGCGGAAAAACAUUCCACGCCCACUUCAGUAGCACCGAACGUUUGGGUUUCUCAAUAUGAUAUGGUCGUCACUCAAUGGGCUUUCUAUGGGUUGAUGCUGAUGUAUCCGAAAUCAUGCGGCUUAUAUCAUGUUACUAACGAGGAGCUGUAUGAAAUCGUAUACUGCUGGCGAGUCAUAUCCUAUUUUCUCGGUAUUGACGAUAGGUUUUCACUGUGGGCAGAUAAUUUCGAGAAAACCCAACAGUUAUGCCAUUUGGUAUUCGAUGAAGUGUAUCGGCCGAUUUUGGAUAAUCAGGAUCCCAAUUCAUAUGGCGCGAAAAUGGCAGAUGACAUUUUCACGUCGAUGUCGUCAGUGCUGGGGCCAUUCACUGCUCAAGUGGCCAAUAAAUAUUGGUUUCGCAUAUUGGGAAUCAACAGGGAGGUGCCGCUGAAAACAUGGUUUGAGACAUUUCUCUACAAUCUUGUGCUGAUAACAUAUAGCGGAGCAUUCAAAUUUAAUGUAGUCUACAAAAUGAUGAAUUGGUUCGUGGAAUAUGACAUUGUCAGAAAAACUAAUCCCGAAUCGAAGCGAAAAAAGGUGGCAGAAUUGAAGGAAAAAGAAGAAAAUAUGGAAGUUCGUUACGUGUUCCACGAAAAUGUCUUCGAGCUAAACAAAAAAACAAAUUGAGAUUUGAGGAAUUGUAAAUUGAAAACUAACCGUCCGCACGCCUCUAGAUGUUAUGUUAUUUGGUGGAAGUCACGAUCAUUUUUAUUUUUUGAAUAUUUUGUGUAAUAAAGUAAAAAUUUCAACUGA